Phaeoacremonium minimum UCRPA7 is the source of this 741-nucleotide messenger RNA. Its product is annotated as putative glycoside hydrolase family 61 protein. NCBI's taxonomy places the organism in Eukaryota, Fungi, Ascomycota, Sordariomycetes, Togniniales, Togniniaceae. The transcript has 2 exons. The coding region runs from base 1 to 741 and encodes 246 amino acids. The record is from RefSeq and is a predicted model, not a curated record.
AUGAAGCUGUCAGUGAUUGUUGCCACUGCUUUUGGAAUUGCUGUUGAUGCGCAUUGCAUCUUUCAGCGAGUGUCUGUCAAUGGAAAGGAUAAUGGUCAACUAGUCGCCUUGCGAGCGCCUGACAACAACAACCCUGUACAAGAUGUCAACAGCAACGAUUUGAUCUGUGGCCGGGCUGGUUCCAAGUCUCAGACGAUUAUCAAUGUUGCACCAGGAGAUAAGAUCGGGACCUACUGGCAGCAUGUCAUCGGUGGUGCUCAGUUUGCUGGGGAUCAUGAUAACCCGAUUGCUGCCUCUCAUAAGGGUCCAGUGAUGGCGUAUCUAGCCAAGGUUGACAAUGCGGCGUCCGCCAGCCAGACGGGCCUCAAGUGGUUCAAGAUUGCACAAGAUGGCUUCGACACGAGCAGCAGGAAGUGGGGAGUCGACAACAUGAUUGCCAACAACGGAUGGGCGUAUUUUAACUUCCCAACCUGCAUUGCUCCGGGCCAGUAUCUGCUCCGCGUUGAGAUCCUGGCUCUUCACUCGGCUAAGAGUCAAGGUGCAGCACAGUUCUACACGAGUUGCGCGCAGAUCAACGUCUCGGGCUCUGGGACGUUCACUCCAUCACAAACGGUCAGCUUUCCCGGCGCCUACAAGGCAAACGAUCCCGGCAUUCUGAUCAACAUCUAUGGAUUGACUGGCCAGCCAGACAUGGGAGGCAAGCCGUACACAGCUCCAGGCCCUUCGCCAAUCACUUGCUAA